UUUUUAGUUUCGGCACAUGCCCCUCAAAAGGUCUGUGCACGGCCCUGAAACCACCCCUUCCAAUCCGAUCGAAUUUUAUUCAGAUCGAGCUCAAUCAGAUCGAUUAAGGCGUUUACAUGAAUAAUUUUCAAUCCGAUUGAGCCGACAGAGACCAUUGAAUUGCCCCUGUAACAUCUCCAGUUUAACAAGACUUGACCUCAGCCUCGAGUCUCGAAUGGUGACCAUGUGCUUGUGUUUGAGACUGUGGCUAUCAGCUUCACAAUCUGUAAAGAAGAUUCAAUAGUUAAUAACAUAUAACUGUGUUUUCUAUAGUUGUGUGAGUGUGAAAUGUUGAAAUGAUACAGUUACUGAAGAACUGUGGGGAAUGAAAUUGUUUAGGACAAAAAGAGACUCGACUAUCAGCUGUGGAUUAUCUAAAGUAAAGUAAAGACACACAGUAGUGUUUACUCACCGCCCGCCAUCUGCAAAUCCAGAGCGAACUGGGACUUGUUUACAAAGUAUUCAUUACCGAAAUCCCGGGAAAAAACAAACACAAGUGCACAACUCCGUUGCUGCCCUGGAAAAACAAUCUUCAUCCUCUGUUCCCUUGACGCUGGGUUCUUUGGGAAGCUGAAAAAGGUGGAUAUCGUCUCUCAGACAAUCUCAUGACAAGGAGACAACGAUAAAACACUAUGCCCAUAACGUGGCCCAGUUCAUGAAUUACUUGGCUGAGACCCCUCCUUCGACAUGCAGGCUAACCAAGACUGUCCUGAUCGGGCUUCGGCGGGAGAUGCGGCAGAUCCUAAAGUCCAUGCUCAGGGGCGUGGUGGCGCACCAGGCAGCAGUGAAGGCCUCCAAGGAGGAAGCUGCAAGCUUUCGAAACAAGCUAUCCCCGAGCUACUGGCCACCUUGGAGAGCGUGCCCACCGCCAAGAACAUGUGGCGUUUUUACGGCCACUUCUCGGCGUUCCUCGCCUCCAUCUAUGGCCACCGAGGAGGUGUAUAUCAAAAUAUGACCAUCCAGGAGGUGGGGGGGAUGAGGAAAUCGACGUCGGAGAAGUCCUACGUAAUAAACGUGAGCAGUUUACAUUUUUUAACCCGAUUGUUGUUUUUCUACCCGCGCCCGGCACGGUUGUGUUAUAACUCGCGUUGUGUCGUUUCUUCUCAGAUCGAAAGCCACGAGACGAACCAGGCCUACGGGCCGGCCCAGGUGGUGCUGCUGGAGGAGGAGUACGAGCGGGCCAGGCGUUUCCUGGUGCUAAGGAGCAAGCUGUCGGGGGGGAAAGACGGCCAUUUUUUCUUCACCUCCACGCCAAACUCCUGCAAAAACUUGAACAGUUACUUCCAGGAGGCGUGGAAGGAAAUGAAGCUGCCUGGCUGUCUGACCUUCACGGACUGAGGACCUCGAUCGCCAGCCACGCCAAGUACACUCACGGGGAGGACGACCGCAUGUAAGUGGCGAAAUUCAUGUGUCACAACGUGAGAAUUGCCGACAAGUUCUACGCGAUGAACCUCACGACGAAACAGGCGUUGGAGCACAGGAGGCUCUUUGAACAGGCACUGGAGGGUCUGGACCUGAGUCCCAUCAAGCCGGAUGGGAAACUAACAGUUUACUCAAUAAAUAGAUGCUGUAAUCACUUUUCGGCAAGUGUAAAACUGCAAUUUAUGGGUUUUAUUCAAGCGGCAACCUCCCCCAGUUUCUCGUGAAGCCAAUACGGAAGUAACUUAAACUGCGAUUCAUCGACUGGCCGCUAGGGACAGGCUGCAAAAGGGAGCAGAAUCUCAUUGGACCAUAAUGUUAA
Megalobrama amblycephala (Wuchang bream) is the source of this 1780-nucleotide messenger RNA. RefSeq lists its product as uncharacterized. Lineage: Eukaryota; Metazoa; Chordata; Actinopteri; Cypriniformes; Xenocyprididae. The record is from RefSeq and is a predicted model, not a curated record. The transcript has 4 exons. Bases 727 to 1377 code for a protein of 216 amino acids.